Molecule: messenger RNA, 14817 nt
Organism: Tribolium castaneum (red flour beetle)
Lineage: Eukaryota; Metazoa; Arthropoda; Insecta; Coleoptera; Tenebrionidae
Gene: Dhc98D
Product: Dynein heavy chain at 89D
Exons: 14
Coding region: 73-14772 (4899 amino acids)
Biological process (GO): cilium movement involved in cell motility
Cellular component (GO): dynein complex; 9+2 motile cilium
Molecular function (GO): dynein intermediate chain binding; ATP binding; ATP hydrolysis activity
Source: RefSeq, a predicted model, not a curated record
ACGUGUUGGUCAACAAAAUAUUUUUUUUGAAACGAGAAUAUUUUUUUAGGAUUUUUUAUUGAAUAUUAAAAAAUGGCUACAGAUUUUCGCCGGGACUGGGUCAAAAACAGCGUCACGAAGUAUUUUGGCCUGGAUUCUGGCGAAUAUUUCGAGAAGAUGAUGGCCCAAAACGACGAUUUGGAAUACCAGCUGUCGUCGUUUUUGGAUGAUGAUUUCCUCAAGAAGGACGAGGCGCACAGGAGGCUCUUCUACAUCUACAAGACCUCCUAUGAGAAGCUGGUAGAUGAGGAAAUCAUGGUGCCUGAAAUCGUAAAAAAAGAGCCAAUACCAGAAGAAGACCUACAUGUGCCGUCUAAAGGAAAAAAAGUUAAAGGGAAGAAAGGAAAGAAAGGCGGUAAAAAACAGAAAAAAGGGAGCAAAAAAUCCACUCCUAGAUCUACCCCAUCUGCGGAAGGAACAGACAAAGAAGACAUCGAUGAAGCAAAAACCGAAACCCCUCAAGAAGGCGAACCCGUAAGUUCGGAAGCAACAGAAACCAAAGAAUCGGAAGAACAUAAAGAACAUGAAGAUCUAUCAUCACCAGCACAAGGAACAAUUUCAGAAGUGACCGACACGAUCGGACAAUCAACCGACGUAGAAACAGAAGGAGAACACGGAGAAACAGAAGGAGAAUCAAAAAAGAAAACCAAAAAGAAAAAGAAACCUACCAGCGAAUCUGAGACCAGUACUGAAGGUACCACAAGUCCGAGAACUGGCAAAAAGAAAAAGCAAAAAAAAGGUAAAAAGGGCAAAGGCCACAAGAAAAAGCAUAAACCCGAACAGGAAACUCCAGCCGAGGAGGAGGAGGAACCGGAAAUUAUUUACGUCCCUAAAAUUAUACAAAAACUAAUCGUGGAUCACAUCUUGCACGGAAAUUUCGGAACCAUGGACGAGGCAAUCCUCAAUACCGACAACAAACGCUUCGUUUAUCUCUUUCGGAAGACGGAGGAAGGCAUUUCGAUUUCGAAUUUUGACACCUACGAAGAAGCCGAAACCGAAAUGCCUGCGUAUUUUUUGAUCGGCUCGUGCAACGGCAACUUUUUAAACUCAUUAAAACACCUGAUGAAAGAGCAGUUUAAACCGCUGAUGAAGGAACACUUCUGCGAGCCCUCGGUUAAAAAAGCAACAUCGCCGAAAGCAAGUUCGGCGCAGGAUGUUAAGCUUAAAACUGAAAACAACGCAUACAGAACACCCUCUGAUUACCGAAAAAUGUCAAUGACCCAAUCAAAAACAAAGGCAAUUCAAGAAAAGGCAAGAACUAGUGCAGGUUCCUCAACUCCUGAUGCUGAAGCAGAGCCAGAAGCGAAUGCACUUUCUGAAACGCCAAUUCGAGAUGAUUUAAUGACUGAAAUACUGGCGUUGGAAAAAUCACUCAACUGGACUAUAGAACACGUGGAUGAUGAAAUCGAUCUUCCCUUGACGGUCUUCCCUGAAGAACUACAGUCAGAUCUUCCGCAUGAAGAACUAAUCAAGGACAAAAAUUUGAUUGAGAGAUUGCAAGACAUUGUUAUGGCGUGGGAACGGCAUAUUCUCAAAGUCAUUGAAAUAUAUUUGGCAAAAACUCCUGAAGGACAAGGGCCAAUACCCGAAUACGAAUAUUGGAGGGAAAGGGAAGCAGCUUUGAGCUCGAUUGUCGAACAGUUGAAGAAACCAAUGGUUGUGAAAGUGAAUACGUUGCUAGAAAAGGCAAAAUCGCCGAUUAUUGACGCUUUCAUGAACUAUUUAGUUGACUUGAAAAAAUAUCACGUCCAAGCCCGAGACAACGUCAAAUUUUUGUCCACAAUUUUGAGACAUUUCAAGACUGUAACAUCCUGUGAGGAUUUUGCUCGGGUUAGAGACUGUAUUCCUGUCCUUAUUGAAGGACUCCAUCUCAUUUGGGUCUUGUCGCGGUACUACUGUGUUGACGAAACAAUGGUACCACUGAUGGAAAGAAUAGUCUUUUGCCUUGUUGAAAAAGUUAGAGCGAAUUUGGACACCCAAUUUCUCUUCAGAAACUCGAUCGAACACAUUAAAAAACUGACUCAAACGGCGCGAGAAAUGCUCGAAAUUUGGAAAACUUCCUAUAUGGAGACUCGCCAGAAAAUUGAAGAAUCGGGCAAAGGACAGCGAUGGGAGUUUGAUAAAAAGAAAUUGUUCGCUGAAUCUGAUUAUAUGGCAACUGUGUGUAAAGACUUAUAUGACGUUGCGACAGUUAUUGAAGAAUUUAACAACAUUUUCGGCCCCGAAUUGCGGGCUAUGGUUGUGGAUCCCCAAAAAAUCGAUAACGUUGCCAAACGAGUUGAACGACUGGUCAUACAAAUCGAAUCGGCAGACUUUGACAUAUUUAGCGAAAAUCACAAAGAAAACUGGGAGGCCAUAAUGGUUUUCUUCUACAAAGAGGUCCGGAAAUUGGAACAGGAAGGAGUCAAGUUCAUUGAUCAGAGCUUCAAGACGUUAAGAUCGUCCGAAAGUGCGCUAGAAAUGCUCACAAAGUUGAAAACUGUUCGAACACGGCAAAUUAUUCUCGACCGAUUGUUGACAAAGUUUGACGUGAUUUUGGACCAGUUUAAUAAAGAACUUUUAGUUAUCGAUGACUCAUUUACGCGAAAUAAACGUCACCCUCCGCUUUGUAAGGACCAUCCCCCACAUGGUGGUGCGAUAUAUUGGGUCCAAUUGCUAAUAAAUUUGCUCAAAAUGCCCGUUUUGAAAUUCCAAAAAGUGCCAGAGCUUCAACACUCGGAACAGAAAGAGGAAAUUUUCAAAAAUUAUCUCCAGUUGGUCAAAACCUUGAAAGCUUACCAAAAUUUCAAAUACGAACUCUGGUUAGAGCACUCGACUCCGGUCAUGGAGCAGGCGAUGCAAAUGGAGAUUCUUAAAUUUGUCAAUUGUGCUGUUCCUUCAAGAACCAUGGACCAUGGGCGUCGAUCGGUGGGAAAAAGUGUGACAACCCUUCACUCGCAAUCCACAGCUACGAGUAAAGGAAGCUUGCAACAAGUGCGUUCCCAGCCGAAAAUUCUCAAAAUAUCAACCGCAGGCCACGUCGUCAAAUGGGUGUCAGGUAAGAAAAUGGCCAGUCAGGUCAUGGACAAAAUCCGGUCGCAAAGAAGUCUCACGUGGCACGAAGUGAUGGGCGAUAUGAUCGUCCUGGAGCAGAAUAUCGAAUUUGCUCUGAAUUUCGACGACGAUUUAUUUAGUUGCAUCCGCGGGGCAGAGCUGUUAGAUUCGUUAAAAUACGAACUGCCCGAUAAAAUUAAAAUGAUCGCGUCGAGAAAAGAGCGGUUACAAAAGGACGUUGCGGCGGUUAAAGACAUGUUGGAGCAAUACAAUUCGAUAAUGAAGAAACUGAGCCCUCCACAGAUGAAUAUGCUCAGGAAUGAGAUUAAGCACGUGGAGCUGUUCAUCCAGCAAGGACUGUCCAGGAUCAACUGGACGUCCUUGGGAAUCGUUGAAUACGCCAGGACGUGUCUCAGCAAAAUCCACUACUUGCAAAAUCUGCACAACCAAGUGGUGCACAUUGAAGACGAACUCAAGUCAAAAAUCAAACACUUGUCGUCUUUUAAUCUCUUCGACUAUAAGACAGUCGACGAGGACCCCGAGCGGUUACCCUGCAAAGAAUUCUUCAACGAAAUGUUAGACUGGCGAAUUAAACGCGUUUGCCAAAUGUUGAAAAUCUACGAAAGUCUGGGCCCGAUUUUGAUCAAAAUUGAGACCCUGGCCUUGGGUAGCAACACCGGACGGUCCCCUUACAUGACAAGUAGCUACCAAUUUUGGGAAACUGAGAUUUACAAAGCCUUCAUCAGUUUCACUCUUCGCAAUUUUGAAACGUUCAUGAGCAAGAUGCAACUGAAAAAGCCGAUUUUUCAAGUCGACGCUGUUGUGGUAACACCGGAACUCUUCCUGAGGCCGACGUCGGCCGAAAUUUACAACAUUAUGGUGAAAAAUGUCAAGGAUUUUCUCGACAAACUGAAGCGCUUUCCGCGCUGGAUGAACGGAAUGUGCUUGCUGUGCCCGCCACAGAAACUCCCCUCAGGCGAGGAGUUUGUUUACUCCUUCUAUGACGAUGUCUUGAAAGUUCCCGAUAUCGGCGACGUGCUUCAAAAACUCCAAGACAUCGCCCAAAAAUCAAUUUUGGAGGUGCACAAGCAUUUGCAAAAGUGGCGACGUUACCGGAACAUCUGGUGCUACGAUAAGGUCGUGACUUGUGAGAAGUUUAUUGAGAAAAACAACCAACUCUCAAAGUACGACGAUAAGUUCAUGUUCUAUGCCGACAUUUUAAAAGACAUGAAAAAUCACGAGGAUUACUUCGACAUCAUGUGUAUUCGACUGAACUUGCGGCCCCUCUUGGACACUAUAGCCGACCACACAAUCGACUGGAAAAACACGCUCGGCCAGAUCCUUGACGCCAAAACCAAGGAAAAAAUGGACGAGAUGAAGAGCACAAUGAGCGAAUUGCGCACUUUGGUCAACCAGAACAUCAAAGGUUUGGAGAAAUUUAAGUCGGUAAUGCAAGCGAUCGCCACAAUUCUCAAAAGUAACGUCGACAUGGAGUUGGAUUAUCUCAACUGUCAAGACAUUUACGGGAUUUUGAGGCAACACAACAUCUACUUCAGCCCCGAGCAUGAAGAACUGGCCUAUCAGUUGGAAAAAGAAUGGAAAUCGCUGCAUUUCUCGGCGCUUUAUCGCGAACAAAAGCUGGAAUUGACCAAAGACAGGUUUGCCCAAAUGACUCUCGCGGAAAUCGGCGAAUUUUGCGAUCUCCUAGCCCAAUUUGUCAAGAAAUUUGAAGAGGAGGGGCCUGGUGCCGUCGGCGAGGAUUUAGACAAAGGACUCAUCCUUAUGGAAGAGUAUGCAAAAUUAUUCAUCGAGACGGAGGAACGUCGCAUCGAAUUGAUCAACGCUGAGAUGCUUUUUGACAUACCCUUGGCUGAUUAUUCGGAUUAUUUACGGGUAAAAAGCGAUUAUGAAUCAAUGGGCAUCAUUUAUAAGUUCUACAAGACGCAAAAACAUGCCAGGGAAGUGUGGGGACGCACCUUAUGGGCGAAUCUAGACCCGCAAGCUUUAAGCGACGGUAUCGAUAGUUUUAUCAAAGAUUACCGCAAAAUCCCGAGAACAAUUCGGGCGCUCCCAGUGGGGCAAACGCUGGACUUGAAGAUGAAGCAGUUUAAAAAUGUGAUUCCCUUGAUGGUGGCGUUGAAAAACGAGGCCUUGCGGGAGCGGCACUGGCAGGAGUUGAUGCAGAAAACCGGGAUUGAGUUUGACAUGUCUCCCGACAGGUUCACUCUGGACAACAUGUUUGCCAUGGAGCUGCACCGAUACCAAGACAUUGCCGAAGAGAUAAUCAACCAUGCGAUCAAAGAGUUGAGUAUCGAGAAGGGAGUGAAGCAAAUUGCGGAAACUUGGACCAACUUGAAUUUCAUUCUUCACAAACACAUGAAAGGACACGAGGAUCGCGGUUACGUCGUCGGUUCGACUGAGGAAAUCAUGCAAGUGCUUGAAGACAACUCGAUGAAUCUCCAGAGCAUGGCAGGGUCGCAGUUUGUCGGCCCGUUCUUGAUACAAGUGCAAAAGCUGGAGAAGAGUUUAGCAAAUAUCGGGGAAGUGAUCGAUGAGUGGUUGUCGGUGCAGCGAAAGUGGUUGUAUCUCGAGGGAAUUUUUGUUGGGGGAGACAUCCGGGCCCAGUUACCGGAAGAGGCGAAGAAAUUUGACGAUAUAGAUAAGGCCUUUCGGAGAAUUAUGCUCGACACGGCAAAAAAACCAAACGUUAUGGAGUGUUGUAACGCGCCUGGACGUCUAGACGAAUUCCUGGGCCUGGGUCUAGGUCUGGACAAGUGCCAAAAGUCGCUCAACGACUAUCUGGAUUCGAAACGGCGCCGCUUUCCGCGCUUCUACUUCAUUUCAACGGAAGAACUCUUGUCGAUUCUUGGCAGCAGUAACCCGGAAGUGGUGCAGGAACACAUGAUUAAAAUGUUUGAUAAUAUCAAAUCGCUGCGGAUGCAUUUGGACAACAACGACAAGAUGAUUGCAAGUGCGAUGAUUUCGUCCGAAGGAGAAGUGAUGGAGUUUCGGCGCGCCGUUCAAGUUGUUGGGAAAGUGGAGGAUUGGAUGAACGAUGUUUUGAAGGAAAUGAGACGUUCGAAUCGGUUUAUAACAAAGAGUGCGAUCUACAACUACGGGAAAGUCAGGAGGCCGCGGUCGGAGUGGAUGCUGGACUUCCAGGGAAUGAUUUGUCUCGCCGGUAGUCAAGUCUGGUGGACGGCAGAGGUCGAAAAUGUUUUCGUCAAAAUCAAGAAAGGCAACAAAAGGGCCAUGAAGGAGUACCUUGAACAACUCAAUAAGCAACUUGACGAGAUUGUGAUCACAGUGAGGGCUGAUUUAACCGCAAACGAUCGAACUAAAUUUCGGACAAUUGCAAUUAUCGAAGUUCACGCACGCGACAUUAUUGAAAGUUUUGUCACGAACAGUGUGACCGAUAUUAGGGAAUUUGAAUGGGAGAGUCAGCUCAGAUUUUAUUGGGUUAACAACUUAGACAACUUGUGGGUGGUUCAAUGCACCGGCUCUUUCGAGUAUGGCUAUGAAUAUAUGGGACUAAACGGCCGUCUUGUUAUAACACCUUUGACUGAUCGAAUUUAUUUGACAAUCACUCAAGCCCUUAUUAUGCACAUGGGCGGUGCACCAGCCGGGCCUGCGGGAACCGGAAAAACGGAAACAACCAAAGAUUUGGCCAAAGCAAUGGCUUUGCUCUGCAUUGUCACAAAUUGUGGCGAAGGAAUGGACUUUAAGGCAAUCGGGACGACACUGGCCGGCUUAGCUCAAUGUGGCGCUUGGGGCUGUUUUGACGAAUUCAACCGAAUCGACAUUUCCGUCUUGUCGGUAAUCUCCACACAAUUGCAAACAAUCCGAAGUGCCCUCAUGUUGAAACUCGAGAAAUUCACUUUUGAAGGCGCCGAAAUUAGUCUCGACUCAAAAGUAGGUAUUUUUAUCACAAUGAAUCCGGGCUAUGCCGGAAGAACGGAGCUCCCGGAAUCAGUCAAAGCACUGUUUCGUCCGGUGGUGUGUAUUGUCCCCGAUCUGGAAAUGAUUUGCUUGAUUUCGCUUUUUUCCGAUGGUUUUCUCCAAGCCAAAGUCUUGGCCAAAAAAAUGACCGUGCUUUAUAAACUCGCACGGGAGCAAUUGUCGAAACAGUUUCACUACGAUUGGGGCUUGAGGGCUUUGAACGCGGUGUUGCGAAUGGCCGGUGUUUUAAAACGAGCGUCUCCCGAUUUGAACGAAGCUUUGGUCCUGAUGCGAGCUUUGCGCGAUAUGAACCACCCGAAAUUCGUUUACGAGGAUGUUCCCUUGUUUUUGGGCUUGAUCCGCGACCUUUUCCCCGGAAUGGAUUGUCCGCGAGUCGGUUAUCCCGAUUUUAAUUCCGCCGUGGAAAAAGUCCUGGAUAAGUACCAGUACAUUGUUUUGCCGUACCAAGUCGAUAAAGUCGUCCAGCUUUACGAAACCAUGAUGACGCGGCAUUCCACCAUGCUGGUGGGACCCACCGGUGGAGGAAAAACGGUGGUUAUUCAAGCGCUAGCACGUGCGCAGACUUUGCUAGGCCUCAAAACCAAAAUUUUCACACUGAAUCCUAAAGCUUGUUCUGUUAUUGAACUGUAUGGGAUUUUGGACCCUGUUUCAAGGGACUGGACGGAUGGGCUUUUAUCAAACAUCUUCAGAGAGAUGAAUAAACCGACCGAAAAACCUGAAAGACGCUACAUUUUGUUUGAUGGCGAUGUUGACGCUUUGUGGAUUGAAAAUAUGAAUUCGGUGAUGGACGACAAUAAAUUGUUGACUCUCGCCAAUGGUGAGAGGAUCAGGUUGCAAACUCCGGUCUGUGCGUUGUUGUUUGAAGUUGGCGAUUUGCAAUAUGCCUCGCCGGCGACCGUUUCACGCGCUGGGAUGGUUUAUGUUGAUCCGAAAAAUUUGGGUUUUCAACCGUUUUGGGACCGAUGGGUCAAAAGCAGGAACCAUCCGCCGGAACGAGAGGUGUUUCAGAAUUUGUACGAACAGUAUAUUCCUGAUUUGAUGGCGUAUGUUUUGGAAGGGACAGUGGCGAACAAACAAGUUCCGCCCUUGAAAACAGUGAUACCCCAAAGUGGAUUGAACAUGAUAACACAGCUGUGUUUUAUGAUAGAUUCUGUUUAUCCACAACCGGUGGAAGAUACGCGUGAUCCGGAGGAAGAAGUCGAUAGUGAUUUACUCGAAUCGAUCUUCCUCUAUUGUGUCUAUAACUCAAUUGGUGCGGCUCUAGUUGCCGACUGUCGCUUAGAAUUUGAUGAAUUUGUCAAGUCGCAGUGUUCGAUGAUAAAGCAAGAGGAUAGUGUUGAGAAUAAGGCUGAUCGAAGGCAUAUGCCUGGUGCUUUCCCGACUUUGUACGAGUACUAUUUCAAUGUAAAGGACGAAGUCUGGAUUGCUUGGGACUGGAUAGUGCCCGAAUAUGUUCAUGAUGUUUCGAAACGAUUUUCGCAAAUUCUUGUUCCGACAAUUGACACCGUCCGCGUGACCUACCUCUUGACUUUAAUGAACAAAAUCGGAAGACCUAUUAUCUUAGUUGGGGAAACUGGAACUUCGAAAACUGCGAUCAUUCAAAACUUUUUACGAAGCUUGAAUCCAGACGUCAACAUCUUACUAAACAUCAACUUUUCGUCACGAACCUCGUCAAUGGAUGUCCAGAAAAACCUGGAAUCAGCGGUAGAGAAACGAACGAAAGACAUCUACGGCCCUCCACUGGGCAAAAAGUUGAUUUGUUUCAUCGACGACAUGAACAUGCCCCAAGUGGACGAGUACGGAACCCAGCAACCAAUCGCACUUUUGAAAUUACUUUUCGAACGCAAGGGAUUUUACGAUCGAGGAAAAGACCUCAACUGGAAGAUACUCAAAGACGUGUCGUACUUUGCAGCUAUGGGAGUUGCUGGGGGCGGACGGAACGAGGUUGAUCCUCGUUUCAUGUCAAAGUUUUCCGUCUUUAACUUGAUUUUCCCAACGUCUGAAACCCUCCACCACAUCUACAGCUCAAUUCUCAAAGGGCAUUUAUCACAAUUCCCGGAAGAAGUGCAACAAGCGGAGAACUUGAUCACUAUGACGCUCAAUUUGUACAAUAUUAUCAUAGUGCAAUUACCGCCAACACCCAGCAAGUUCCACUAUAUCUUCAACAUGCGAGAUCUUUCUCGAAUCGUGGCGGGAAUGUGCAAAACCACACCAAAAUUUUUCUUUGCGCUGCAUCAAAUCGUGAGAGUGUGGCGGAAUGAAUUUACGAGAGUGAUUUGCGACCGACUUAUCAAUACUGAAGACCAGGAGUUCAUGACGACGCAAAUUAAAACACAAAUUGAGAAGUUUUAUCCGACGCCGGUCAAGGAAGAACCACCAGCGAUACCCGAAAAUAUUGAAGAAAUGUCCAAUUUCGAGUUUGAAGAGCCCACCGAAGAACCAGAAGAAGAGAAAAAAGAAGAGGAGGAAGAGAGAAUCGACGUGAUUGAGUAUUCAAUGCGUGAUCCUUUGCUUUUCGGUGAUUAUCGGAAUGCAGUGAACGAGGACGAAGCUCGGUAUUACGAAGAUCUGCUCGAUUAUGAAGCAGUUUUCUUCCUGUUCCAAGAAAUAAUGGAAAUUUACAAUGAACGUCAAGAUAAGUUAAACAUUGUUCUGUUUGACGAUGCUUUGGAACAUUUGACACGAAUCCACAGAGGGAUAAGACUGGAAAGAGGCCACGUUAUGUUGGUCGGAGUUGGGGGUUCUGGCAAGACGAGUCUCACAAGAAUCGCUGCUUUCACAGCCGGUUGCGAAAUUUUUAAAAUCGUACUUUGUAAAGGCUACAAUGAAACGAUGUUCAAAGAAGACUUGAAGAAACUCUUUAAUCAACUGGGAGUUGAGGGCAAACCGACGGUGUUUUACUUCACCGCUGCUCAAAUAGUCGAAGAAGGUUUCUUAGAAUUUAUUAACAACAUACUAAUGAUUGGAAUAGUUCCUGCGUUAUUCACCGACGAUGAAAAAGAACAAAUUAUUUCGCAGCUGAGGACUGCGGCAAAAAAUGCGGGUUACGGAAUUGCAAAAGACGCAGUUUGGCAGUAUUUUCUCCACCGGUGUGCUGAUAAUUUGCAUAUGGUGCUUUCGAUGUCACCGUCAGGCGAUAUUUUGAGCAAAAGAUGUAGAAGCUUUCCCGGCUUGGUCAAUAACACGACAAUUGACUGGAUUUUCCACUGGCCGAUGCAAGCACUGUUUGCCGUAGCUUCAGUCUUCCUCAAAGAAAACCCCAAAAUUCCGGAAAUUUACAGAGACCAUAUCAUAGAACAUGUGGUACAUGUCCACACGAGUAUAGAAGAGUAUGUUAGAAAUUAUCUGAUAAAGUUGCGACGAAAAAAUUACGUUACUCCGAAACACUACUUGGACUUGAUGCAGAUUUAUCUGAAACUUCUCGAAGAAAAAAAUCAGUACAUCGACAGUCAGUGCAGUCGCCUCCAAAGCGGAAUGACAAAAAUUGAAGAAGCAAGUGCCGAACUGGCGGUUUUGAACAAAAGACUAGCAAAACAGAAAAUACGAGUGGAGGAAGCGACCCGUGCGUGUGAAGCAAUGUUGGCUGAAAUUGACGAAGGGACGAGAAAAGCAACCGAAAAGAAAGACUUGGCGUCGUUGAAAAGCAGCGAAAUCGAAGAACAGGCUCGUAUUAUAAGUCUGGAACAAGCUGACGCUGAAGAGGCUUUAGCCGCAGCCAUGCCCGCUUUGGAGGUAGCACGUCUAGCAUUGUCAGACUUGGACAAGUCCGAUAUUACGGAAAUUCGAUCAUUUGCCACGCCACCAGAAGCUGUACAAAUCGUGUGCGAAUGCGUGGCUAUAGUCCGAGGUUACAAAGAAAUCUCGUGGAAAACAGCCAAAGGAAUGAUGGCCGAGGCCAAUUUCCUCAGAACUCUCCAAGAAAUGAACUGUGAUUUAAUCACACAGGCACAAAUUCGCGCUGUGAAAGCCCACAUGAAAAAAUCGAGUAAACUAGACGACAUGGCCUCGAUCAGCAAGGCCGGUUUUGGGCUUUUGAAGUUUGUUCAAGCAGUUCUGGGCUACUGUGCCGUCUACCGAGAGGUGAAGCCCAAGAAAGAACGUGUAGAGCAGUUGCAAAGAGAAUACGACGCUGCGAAAAAAAGUCUCGAGAAACUCUACAACGAAAUUGCAAAACUUGAAGCAGCGCUAGACGAACUGAACCAGAAAUACGAAGCUGCGAUGAAACGGAGACAAGAAUUGCAAGAGGAGACGGAUAUUAUGAUGCGACGUCUCAUCGCCGCUGAUAAACUAAUCACUGGUUUAAGUUCGGAGCGAGAACGGUGGACGAAAGAUUUGGAAAUGUUGCAUUUAGAGAAAGAAAGACUGGUCGGGAACUGUUUACUAUCCUCGGCGUUUUUGAGCUAUGCUGGACCGUUCACUUAUGAGUUCCGGAAGGAAAUGAUUUAUGACGACUGGCAGGGAGAUAUAAUUAAUAGAGGAAUUCCGCUUACGCAACCCUAUCGCAUUGAAGCGAAUUUGUCAAACGAUGUGGAAGUGAGUCUCUGGAACUCGGAAGGGCUCCCACCUGACGAAUUGUCAGUCCAGAAUGGUAUUUUGACCCUGAAAGGGACCAGAUUCCCCUUGUGCAUCGACCCCCAACAGCAAGCCCUGAACUGGAUCAAACGUAAAGAGGAAAAGAACAAUUUGAAAAUCCUGAAUUUCAAUGACCACGACUUUCUCAAAUUUCUGGAUAUGGCUAUAAAGUAUGGCUCCCCAAUUUUGUUCCAAGACGUGGACGAUUACAUAGAUCCAGUUGCCGAAAAUGUAAUACAGAAAAAUAUCAGGAAUGUGUCGGGGCGAGUUUUCGUUGUUUUGGGGGACAAGGAGGUUGAUUACGACCCACAUUUCCGGAUGUACAUGACGACGAAAUUCUCAAAUCCUAUUUUUAACCCCGCAGUUUAUGCGAGCGCGGUUGUUAUCAAUUACACAGUCACAUUAUCGGGUUUAGAGGACCAACUUCUGAGUGUUGUCGUUAGGAAUGAACGGCCGGAUUUAGAAGAACAGCGGGAAAGCUUGAUUGAAGAAACGAGUGAGAAUAAAAAUUUGCUCCAGAAUCUUGAAGACUCACUCCUGAGGGAACUUUCCACCACCACUGGGAACAUGUUAGACAAUGUGGAGUUGGUCGACACUUUGGAAAACACCAAAACCAAGGCCAAGGAAGUGUCUGAUAAAUUGCUACUAGCUGCGGAAACCGCUCAUGAUAUUAAUAAACUCAGGGAUGGAUACCGGCCGGUGUCCCGACGUGGGGCAAUUCUUUUCUUUGUUUUGUCGGACAUGGCUGGGGUUAACGCAAUGUACCAAUACUCCCUAGCUUCGUAUUUGGAAGUUUUCGCAUACUCGCUACGAAAAGCUUUACCGCACACAAUCCUCGCGAAGCGAUUGCUUAAUAUAAUCAAUACUUUAACAAAAAAUGUCUACGAUUACGGAUGCACUGGAAUUUUCGAAGUCCACAAGCUGUUAUUCUCGUUCCAAAUGACCACCAAGUUGCAACAAAACGAGCAAAAUGUGACUCAAACGGAGCUCGAUUUCUUCAUCAAGGGUUCGGUGAGUUUGGAGAAGACAACGCGAGAGAACCCAACGAAGUUUAUCACUGCUCAAGGCUGGGCCGAUUUGAUGAAACUCACGGCAGAUUUCCCAGAAGAUUUCGGAAAUUUGGCCGACGACGUGCAAAGACACGUGCAAGACUGGCAAGACUGGUACGACCUGGACGCUCCAGAAUCGACCGAUUUCCCUUGCGGUUACAAACACAGGCUGAAACCGUUCCAGAUUUUGAUGCUCCUGCGGUGUUUCCGAGUCGAUCGUGUUUACAGAGCCGUUGCUGAUUACAUAACGGAAGUAACAGGGGAAGAAUACAUAAUGCCGCCAGUUAUCAGCUUUGAUGGCAUUUUCGAACAGAGCAGUCCAAUGACUCCGGUCAUAUUUGUCUUAAGCCCCGGGUCGGACCCCACAGCUGAGUUGAUGAAACUGGCCGAUCGGAGUGGGUUCGGAGGAGGGAAGUUCAGGUACUUGUCUUUGGGGCAAGGCCAGGAAGCUGCAGCUUUGGCACUGUUGGACACGGCAAUAGCAAGGGGCCAGUGGUUGAUGUUCCAAAACUGCCACCUUUUGCUUUCUUUUAUAAGACAGUUGGAGAAGCAAUUAGAGAAGGUUUCAAAACCGCAUCCUGAUUUUCGGCUUUGGUUGACAACUGAUCCUGUCAAUAAUUUUCCCAUUGGGAUCCUCCAAAGUUCGCUCAAAGUGGUGACGGAACCGCCUAACGGUCUCAAAUUGAACUUGAGGAAUACGUACUUUAAAAUCAGACCACAGACUUUGGAGGCUUGCACACAUACGGUUUACAAGUCCUUGGUUUACGUCCUGGCGUUCUUUCACGCCGUGGUUCAAGAACGCCGAAAGUAUGACAAAAUCGGGUGGAAUAUUUGCUACGAUUUUAAUGAAUCUGAUUUUAACGUCUGUGUCCAAAUUUUGGACACGUAUCUGACGAAAGCAAUGGAAGCUAAAGAUACGAGAAUUCCGUGGAACAGUCUUAAAUAUCUGAUUGGGGAAGUGAUGUACGGGGGACGAGUCAUUGAUGAUUUUGAUAGAAGAAUAGUUGCGACAUACAUGGAUGAAUACAUGGGAGAUUUUCUCUUUGAUACGUUCCAACCGUUUCAUUUUUACCACGACAGCACUGUUGAUUAUAUCAUACCGCCAGACGGUGUCAAAGAUGAUUAUAUCGAGGUGAUCGAUGAACUGCCAUUGGCCAACAGUCCGGAAGUUUUUGGUUUACACCCAAAUGCAGAAAUUGGUUAUUACACCCAAGCUACUAAAGAAAUGUGGCGGCUACUGAUCGAGUUACAGCCACAAACAUCUGCCAGUAGCGAAGGCAUAAGCCGCGAAGAAUUCAUCGAAAAUGUGACACACGAUAUUUUGCAAAAAAUCCCGGAAGAGUACGAAGUGUGGAAGGUCCGGAGAUUCUUCCAGAGAGUGAUGUCGCCGACUGUCGUCGUACUUUUACAAGAACUGGAGCGCUUCAAUCAUUUAAUAGCCGCAAUGAGGCGAACUCUGACCCAGCUGCUGAAAGCCUUAGCCGGGGAUAUCGGCAUGGACGCGGUUUUGGACAAUGUGGCCUAUUCGUUAUUUAACGGGCACUUGCCGAACGCUUGGAGGAAACUAAGUCCAGCGACUUGUAAAAGUUUGGGCGGUUGGAUGGAACAUUUUGAAAAGCGGCAAGACCAGUUCUUUAAUUGGUCGAACACCGGCGAACCUGCUGUUUUAUGGAUCUCAGGUCUGCAUAUUCCUGAAACCUACCUUGCCGCUUUGGUACAAAUAGCUUGUCGGCUUAACAAUUGGCCGUUAGAUAGAUCGACUUUGUACACAAGUGUUUCCGAGUACGUCGAUCCUAAUGACGUAACUUUACGGCCACCAGCGGGAAAUUGUAUGGUUCACGGGUUGUAUUUGGAAGGCGCAGGCUGGGAUGUUGAAAAUAGGUGUUUGCGAAGGUCUUCGCCAAAAAUUUUGAUUGAACCGCUGCCUGUUAUGAAUGUUAUACCGAUUGAGGCUUUCCGAUUAAAGUUACAAAAUACGUUAAGAACGCCAGUUUAUACAACGUCUCAACGGAGGAACGCCAUGGGUGUGGGGCUCGUGUUUGAAGCCGACUUAGGCACGACUGAACACAUUAGCCAUUGGAUUUUGCAAGGUGUAUGCUUAGUUUUGAAUACGGAUUAAAUAAUUUCCUAUUUUUGUAAGAGUUAAUAAAACGAUCAAAUCAGA